UUGGUGGCUAGGCGAACCGGAGCAGACAGGAAAGGACUGGAUUGCUGUCCGACAGAUAUUGUAAACUAGAGUGAUAUGUUGCGAGUAAGACCGCGUGACCGUCAUUGAGUGUCCGACCGAGGAUGAUGUUGUCUGUCACUGUCUUCCUUGUGCUUUCUGUUGUCGGCCAGACGAACGGAGACACUCGGCGCCUCACGUGCACAGACGCAAGAAGGCAGUGCGAAGGCGAGGUGAUAUGCAGAUAUUUGCUCUUCGACUACGUGUCCAUGUGCGCGACGGUCAUGCACAGUGCAAACACGUGCUCACAAGUAUGCAAAGACAGCUACAUCAAACUGAUUUCCAACUCGGUGGGAAGCCUCUUGCACGAAUGCAACUGCGGAACAGGAGUUCUGGGAGACAUAUGCACGUCUUUUGAGAACUCCGUCAUGACGAAAUGCUUUGGAAAUGUCAGACCGACCUCUCCGGCUUCCGGCUUCAAUCACACUGGACAGUUCACUUGUUUCGACUUCAUGAGAUGGUGCUGGAUUACCUCCACGUGCGCAUCUCGAUACCUCGAUUACUUGGACGUCUGUUCGUUUACCCUAACGCACUUCACUUGUACACAACAGUGCAACGAGUCGUUCUACAGUCUACUUCGGCAUCCAAUCGGCAACAAGUUCUCAAGCUGUGAUUGUGGCAACAACACUUUGUGUCAAUUUACACUAGACCAUACGAUAAGAAUCUGUUAUGGUGGUAACUCGCCGGUUCCACCUCCGGUAGUGGAUGUACCAACAGUGAAACCGGUUGGCUCCUGUGAGAGAGCUUUCUAUAACUGCUUCGUGGACAAGAUUGGUUCGUGUGGAACCGACGUCAUUCUUACACAGAGUUAUUGCAGUAAAUAUUUUCCAGACUCUCUUAGUCUUAGGUGUCCUGCGUCAUGUGCAGACACAAUGAAAACUGUAAUAUCUACCAUUCCGUAUGCAAGCGAGCUGACGACGUGCAAUUGUCUAAAUUCUACGUCAACAGAGUGCUUUGCCAUUAUGGGAACACGAAGACUGAUUUCUCUGUGUGGAAGCACAGCUUCUGCGGCGGCUAAAAUUUAUAGAAGUGCAUUGCAUAAUCUAGUCCUCACAUUAAUGUUAUCUGCUAUUGGAUGUGUCUUGCUGAUGCUGUAAGUUGGACACGAAAAACUGUUACUUCGAGUUGUUUGGUAGACACUUGCAUUUGUUUCUAUCAGUGCCGUUGACGAUGCUUUUGCUAAGUUAUCUAAAUUUGAAAUUAAUGCAAUAUAAAAUAGAACGACCAAACCAUACAGUUAGUCUAUAAAACAAAU
Messenger RNA from Corticium candelabrum, 1312 nucleotides. RefSeq lists its product as uncharacterized. NCBI's taxonomy places the organism in Eukaryota, Metazoa, Porifera, Homoscleromorpha, Homosclerophorida, Plakinidae. The transcript has a single exon. The record is from RefSeq and is a predicted model, not a curated record. Bases 123 to 1154 code for a protein of 343 amino acids. Gene Ontology annotation, biological process: regulation of cell cycle.